CUUCAGCAACGUACAAAACCAAGCUGGACUGGUGAAAGAUUAGAUAGUACACAAUUACAACGUUGUUUAACAACAUUGGAUAUAACAUUAUUAGGCAUUGGACAUAUGGUUGGUUCCGGUGCUUAUGUAUUAACAUCAUCUAUUGCAAAAAAUGUUGCCGGUCCAGCCAUUGUAUUGUCAUAUAUAUUGGCCGGUUUUGCUGCAUUUCUUUGUGCAUUAUGUUAUGCAGAAUUUUCAUCACGUUUUCCAAAAUGUGGUUCAGCUUAUUCAUACGCAUACAUUGCAUUAGGAGAAAUUUGGGCAUUUAUCGUUGGCUGGAAUAUGAUUCUUGAAAAUAUUAUCGGAAUUGCAGCCGUUAGCCGGGCAUCAUCAGCAUAUCUAGAUUCAACAAUAGGCGGUGAAAUACGUAAUUAUACAAAUUCAUGGAUUGCACCAUUAUUGGGUGAAACAUUAACCGGACAUAUGGAUAUAAUGUCUGGUUUGAUUGCCAUUGGAUUCGCUGUGUUUUUAACAUCUGGAAUGAAAGUAACAACAUAUAUUAAUAAUACAUUUUCGAUAAUCAAUAUGAUUGUCAUCAUCAUUAUUAUUGUGGUUGGUGGUUAUUAUUCUGAUUUUUCAAAUUGGCAAAACGAUCAUGGUGGUUUUAUGCCUUUUGGUUGGAAAGGUGUAUUCGCUGGUAGUGCAUCUUGUUUCUAUGCAUUCAUUGGAUUCGAUUCAAUUGCAACAAGCGGUGAAGAAGCACGUGAUCCACAACGUUCAAUUCCUAUUGCUACAUUUGUUGCCAUGACUGUUGCAUCUAUUUCAUAUGUUGGUGUAUCAUCAGUGUUAACAUUGAUGUUUCCAUAUGAUCAAAUAUCAGAAGAAUCUGGUUUACCUGAUGCCCUUGGUAAAUUCUCUUCUUCAGCUAAAUUGGCCGUCAUUAUUGGAGCCUGUUGUGGUAUGGCCACUGUAUUGAUUGGUACAAUCUAUUCAUUGACAAGAAUUGUUUAUGCUAUGGCCGAUGAUGGAUUAUUAUUUCCAUGGAUGAGUUAUGUGAAUUCAAAAUCACAGAUACCAUUAAUGGCCAUGUUUUUCUUUACUGGUUUUGGUGUUAUAAUGGCCAUAUUUAUGGAUAUAACAACAUUGGUUGAAAUGAUGUCAAUUGGUACAUUGAUUGCUUAUCUUGUUGUAAGUGCAUCGGUUAUUGUUGUUCGUUAUCGACGGCCACCAAAUAUUGUACAAUUGAAUAUUGAUAUUGAAGAUGAUUCUGCUGCUGCUGCUGCUGCUGCCGCUUUAGCUGAACAGCAGCAACAACAACAACAACAACAGCAACAAAAAAAAUCGGAAACGAAAAAAAUUACCGAACAUGAACGUUUACUUGAUAAUGAUGACGACGAAGAUGAUGAUGAUGAUGAUGAUGAUGAUGGUAGUGGUGGUGGUGGUGGCAAUAAUGUACGAAACCAUAAUCCAUUACGGGAUACAUUCAAAGGUUUAUUCAACAAACAAUUAGUAUUGACCAGUUUGAAUAAUUAUUUUCAUGAUUCACUGAUCUCGAUCUGUGUUCUAUCCAUUGUCAUAUUGUCAACAUUAUUCUGUUUGACAUGCAAAUUAUUCCAAAAGGAUAUUGAUGAAAAAUUUCUUUCAUUCAUAUUAAGCUUGAUUACAACAUUAUUAAUUGUAUUAAUAUCAAUUAUUAAUAUGCAUAAACAAAAUAUGGAAAAUCUACGUUAUAAAGUACCAUUUGUACCAUUCAUACCGAUUUUGUCAAUUUUUUUCAAUGUUUCAUUAAUCGUUAAUCUUAAUUGGCUAACAUGGAUGCGUUUCAUUAUUUGGAUGGCCAUUGGCCUUUCCGUUUAUUUCUUUUAUGGUAUCAAAUCCAGUAAAGCUGAAUAUAAUGCCGAAUUACGGGAAAAAAUUAAUGUUGACAAUAUUAAAAAAUGGAAUUCAUUUGAUUCUACUAGUCAAAAUGAAGAUAUUCUUAUGGCCAGAGAUUAAUAAUAAUAUUAUUUUUUUUUUUCGGUCAAAAAUUAAAAUAUUUUUCCAUUCCCAUCAUCAUCAUUAUCAUUAUCAUUUCAUGAAUUUCGACCUAUAAUUUCAAAUGGUCCCCAAGAGUCGCGUCAAAAACUGAAACCAAAUGAAAAUUUUUUUUUGUCCACAAUCAAUUUCAAAUGGCACAAAU
Dermatophagoides farinae (American house dust mite) is the source of this 2158-nucleotide messenger RNA. NCBI's taxonomy places the organism in Eukaryota, Metazoa, Arthropoda, Arachnida, Sarcoptiformes, Pyroglyphidae. The record is from RefSeq and is a predicted model, not a curated record.